Messenger RNA from Caenorhabditis angaria, 531 nucleotides. NCBI's taxonomy places the organism in Eukaryota, Metazoa, Nematoda, Chromadorea, Rhabditida, Rhabditidae. The record is from the annotation of a GenBank genome assembly.
AUGAAAUUAUGUUUCAUUUUUCUGACCAUUUUUUCGAAUCUCGUAUUUUCUACUAACACAAAUAUUCGAGCUCAAACUACCCUCAAAUGUUUUGAUUCAAAUAAUAACCCAAGAAGUUUUGAAUUUGAAGUAAAUCUGUGGGAAAUUGAUCAAAAAUCAGAGCAAGAUAAAAUAUUUGCUGAGACAUCGGGAGAAUCUUAUGGAAAUAUAACAGUGGUUUCAAAGGGAACUCCAAAAAUUGAUCAUCCAACUGAUGAGGUAUGAUUUUUCAAUUUAUAGUUUAGUAAAGAGCGUUUAAAAACAGCUUCUUUCGAAUUGCCUCUUUUCUCAAAAAUUUUUAAAUUCUAGAAAAGAUUUUGGAUUUGGUCAUGGAUACAACAUAAUUGUACAACAUCUGGAAAUAGAAUUUGCGCACAUGUGGAUUUGGGAGAAGUGAAUUCAAAAAUAACUGGAGUUAAUUAUGUCUAUACUGUCAAUCUUCAUAAUCAAAAUUUAGAUAGAUGUAAUACCAAUCAUAGAAAACUUGAAUAA